Messenger RNA from Syngnathus typhle (broad-nosed pipefish), 1838 nucleotides. RefSeq names its product myogenic differentiation 1 (gene myod1). NCBI's taxonomy places the organism in Eukaryota, Metazoa, Chordata, Actinopteri, Syngnathiformes, Syngnathidae. Gene Ontology annotation, molecular function: DNA-binding transcription factor activity, RNA polymerase II-specific; protein dimerization activity; RNA polymerase II cis-regulatory region sequence-specific DNA binding. The record is from RefSeq and is a predicted model, not a curated record. The transcript is spliced from 3 exons. Bases 110 to 1030 code for a protein of 306 amino acids. Gene Ontology annotation, biological process: positive regulation of myoblast differentiation; muscle organ development; regulation of transcription by RNA polymerase II.
AGCGAACCCUCCAGCAACCCCUCCCCCCCCGCCCCCAAAGGCCCGCAGCCAGGCCCAACAUGAGCACCCGUUAAGGCGGCUGCGCGCAGGGCAACUUUCCGUGGCGAGCAUGGAGCUGUCGGACAUGCAGUUCAACAUGACGCCCUGUCCGGGCUGCCCGGGCGACGACUUCUACGACGACCCGUGCUUCGACACGAGCGACAUGCGCUUCUUCGAGGACCUGGACCCCCACCUGGAUCCCCGCAUGGUGCACGCGGCGGGCCUGCUGCAGGCCUGCAAGCCGGACGACUCGUCUUCGUCGUCGUCCGGGUCUUCGCACGCACGCGACCCGGACGACGACGACGAGCACGUACGCGCGCCCAGUGGCCACCACCAGGCGGGCCGCUGCCUGCUGUGGGCGUGCAAGGCGUGCAAGCGCAAGACCACCAACGCCGACCGGCGCAAGGCCGCCACGCUGCGCGAGCGCCGCCGCCUGGGCAAAGUCAACGACGCCUUCGAGACGCUCAAGCGCUGCACGUCGGCCAACCCCAACCAGCGGCUGCCCAAGGUCGAGAUCCUGCGCAACGCCAUCGGAUACAUCGAAGCGCUGCAGGCGCUGCUACGCGCGGGCGGGGCCGCCGGCACCGCCGCCGCCGCCGCCGGCUCCCCGCCGACGGGCGACGCCUGCUACCCGCUGCAAGUCGAGCGUUACGCCGCCGACUCGGACUCCUCCAGCCCCCGCUCCAACUGCUCCGACGGCAUGGCGGACUUUAGCUGCCCUUCGUCCAAGCGAGCCACUUUUGACGCCAACAACUUUUUCACUGACAGCAGCAACGGUGUCAAGCGCGAGCGUGCGUCGGUGGUCUCCAGCCUGGAUUGUUUGUCCAGCAUCGUGGAAAGGAUCUCCACCGACGCCAACGUCGCCAGCGGCAGCAACGCGGACGCGCCCGGCGUCGCUCCCCCGGACGCGCCUGCCGGCGCGCCAUCGGCCCCCUCUGGCGACAGCGCCGACCACCAACGGGACGCCAACCUCAUCUACCAAGUCCUAUAGGAGGCCGGCGCGCCACAUCAUCAUCCAACAACAAAACGAGCAGUUUCCCCGCCACUCAAAGUUGACAUUUGCGCCCGGUGCUUACCAUGGCAAUCAAAACAACCCAAUUAGUCACUCAAUGAAAGGAUCUUUUAGGUAGCCCGUUGUUUUUAGCCCACUAUUUGAAAUGAAUGUCAUGUUAAAUGCUUAUCGUGCAAAAUGAUCACGCUUCAGUAUUUUUUCUCAAAUGUUUGUCGAGCGAGUUCUCAAUGAUUCUUGACUUCGUGAAUGCUUCGAACGACAAAACUAUUUUACACGUCGUGGAUUGUUACAAUAACGAUAACAACACUCAAGGCGUUUUUGUCGGACGUAUUCAUGGAUGUUUGCGCUCCCUAAAGGUAAUGUCACGCAAGUAACCGCUGCCGUGUUUCUUCUUCUUCUUUUUGCUUUGCAUUUGCGCAGUUUGUCGGCUUCCCGCUGACAAAUGUAUCUAUUGAUGGGGAUGAUUGCUCAUGCAGCCAACACGAAGGCAAGUGAUUGUUGUUGCUUACAUUCCUAGCUCCACCUCAAGCUUCCCUCGCGUCCUCCACUUCGAUUUCAACCACAGCAAAAUGGCAAAAACUGACCGAUGAUUUGACUGCUUGCUGGCUCCACUGCUGCAGAGGACCAUUUUUUUUUUUGUAUCCAUAAACUGAUCUUGUAAAUAAGAGCGUUUGUUAAAUGUAUUUAAUGCUUUUGUUUGUCGUGACACAAAAUGUUCAACUUUAUAUUUAUACAAACCGAGUGACACUCCAAUAUAAAAUAAAUCUUUUACUUUAUUUAUACUGAA